AUGGAGUUCGAGGUGUCUUAUAGCCUCGAUAAUGCCGAACAGUUCUGGGAAGAGCUGGACGACAUCGUCUCCGCACGCUGCGACUCGCACGAAGCCAUAGACAGCACCCUCCGCCGCUACCUCGCCUUCGCCGCCAACUUUCACGAGGACUAUCUCCAAACCGAGGACGAGCUCAAGCAGUGCGCGAGCACGCUACUGCAGUGCUCUAUCUUCACCAAGAACAAGGACUACGUGCGCACGCAGUUUGUCUACAGCCUGCUUCAGGAGGAUGAACCGCCGACGCUGCAGCUGGUUGCAGCUGUGCUCCUGCUCGAUGGCCUCGCCGAUAUCGACGACCAACACGUCUUCCAUAUGAUGCACAAGGAAGGAGCUUUUCAGCGCCUUGUUGAGCUCAUUCGGGACACCAAUGUCGACGAGCAGAAGAACAUGCACCGGCUGCUUCUGCAGCUCAUUUACGAGAUGUCGAGGAUACAACGCCUUACGGCCGCAGAGCUAGCUGUGGUUGACGAUGCCUUCGUCCUCGGUCUUUUCCAGACUGUUGAGGAGCUUUUUGGCGAUCCAAACGAUCCUUUCUGCUACCACGUCAUUCGUGUUUUGCUAGUUCUCAACGAGCAGUAUUUCGUCGCCAAUAUUCCGACCCCAGCUGUGCCGCUCACAAACCGCGUUAUCAAAGCUCUCUCAACCCACGGCCACAUUUACAAGACUUUCGGAGAGAACAUGAUCCUACUGCUCAACCGCGAGACCGAGGCUUCGCUCACUCUGCUGAUCCUAAAGCUCCUCUACCUUCUGUUUCUGAAUGAGAAGACGUGCGACUACUUCUACACCAAUGACCUUUACGUCCUGAUCGACAUUAUCAUUCGUAAUCUGCUGGACCUGCCGUCGGACGACACAACGUCGGCGGCGAUUCGACACACGUAUCUACGCGUGCUGCACCCGCUGCUGGCCAAUAGCCAGGUCAACCGACCGCCACACUACAAGCCGGACGAGCUGCUUAAAAUGCUGGACUACCUCAGUGCAUCUAACGAAAACCCCUGGCGGCACUUCGAGGCGCAUGAUGAAACGACGAUCCGGCUGGCUAAACGGUGCUCCGAGGUGGCGUGGCUGAAUAAACGCCGGGCAAGCUUCUCGGUCGACGGUACCGCGGGCCGUGACAGUCCCAACCAGGAGGGUCACAAGGCGGUGGCGCAGCGGAUGUUGGGGAUGAGCGUGCCGACGGCGGGCGAGAGCGCUCUCAGCGUUGUCGAGGUGGCGGCGCAUCAGGAAAAGCCGGGCGUGCAGACGCCGAGCAAGAACAGGGAUGCACAGGAGUGA
Lasiodiplodia theobromae is the source of this 1311-nucleotide messenger RNA. RefSeq lists its product as uncharacterized. The record is from RefSeq and is a predicted model, not a curated record. Gene Ontology annotation, cellular component: actin cortical patch. Gene Ontology annotation, biological process: actin cortical patch assembly; actin cortical patch localization; endocytosis. NCBI's taxonomy places the organism in Eukaryota, Fungi, Ascomycota, Dothideomycetes, Botryosphaeriales, Botryosphaeriaceae. The transcript is spliced from 6 exons. The coding region runs from base 1 to 1311 and encodes 436 amino acids. Gene Ontology annotation, molecular function: Arp2/3 complex binding.